This is a messenger RNA of Onychostoma macrolepis, 1439 nucleotides long. It is a transcript of the gene crybb1, whose product is annotated as crystallin, beta B1. The coding region runs from base 586 to 1374 and encodes 262 amino acids. Gene Ontology annotation, biological process: visual perception; lens development in camera-type eye. Lineage: Eukaryota; Metazoa; Chordata; Actinopteri; Cypriniformes; Cyprinidae. The record is from RefSeq and is a predicted model, not a curated record. The transcript has 5 exons. Gene Ontology annotation, molecular function: structural constituent of eye lens.
UGUAACUCAGAGUGCAAACAUCACAGCGUGUAUUUCUUGUGAAACUCAAGCAAAGUCAGAGAGCACAUUAGAGAGCAGAGUAAAGUGGAUUAGGAUCACGUGACCUCUGACCUGCAUGCAUACCUCUCGUCCAUAUGUAGCCUAUAGCAUAGAGCACCGGCUAAGAGGGAAAGUGCCAUUGUCAGGGCUUUUCAUUGACAGUAAAAUGCUUACGGGCGCUGCGGGGAGAGCCUUCUGGGCUAUGCGAUGACCCUGCGGCUUUGGCACAGGCAAAGUCUGAUGACGACGGGUUUCUAUUGUACGCCGAGCGCCUCUGUACUCCCCUUGCCAGGGUAUAAAAGUUAGAGCACUGGUCAGAGGGGGCCAGCACGAGCCAGCCAUCCCAGCACAGCUGUACUCAAGCAGGUAAGAGCCCAGGUAAAACGGAUACAGCAAAAGCUGAGUCCCUUCACCGUCUCACGGAUCUAGUAGGGAAUUGCCCUGGAUUCACUGGUUUUUCAGGGAUUGGAACCAUUUGAAAUGUGAAGCCCAAACCGUACCAUCCCUAACAUUCAACCCCUGUCCCACAACACCAGUCCCACAUGGAUGUUCUGGAGUAUACGCACCAGUUUCAAACCUCAUGACAUUUUCCCACCCUUUGCUCUUUUCUCACAGACGUUCUUGAACCCCUUCAUCAUGUCUCAGACCGCCAAGUCCGCCACCAACCAGGGCACUGACGCCAAGGACAAGGGAGCUCCCGCCCCUGCCGCCACCAGCAAGGCUUCCAAGACCGGAGAACCUGGAUUCACGGGUAACUACAAAAUCUUCCUGUUCGACCAGGAGAACUUCCAGGGCAGGAUGAUGGAGGUCCAGAAUGAGUGCACGAACGUUUGUGAACGCGGAAUGGACAGAGUCCGCAGUAUCAUUGUUGAGUGCGGCCCCUUUGUUGCCUUCGAGCAGAAUAACUUCCGUGGCGAGAUGUUCAUCCUGGAGAAGGGCGAGUAUCCUCGCUGGGACACCUGGUCAAACAGCUACCGCAGUGAUUGUCUCAUGUCCCUCAGACCCAUCCGCAUGGACCCCAUGGAGCACAAGAUCUGCCUGUACGAGCUGUGUGACUUCCAGGGCAACAAGAUGGAGAUCCAGGAGGAUGACGUGCCAACCCUGUGGGCGCAUGGCUUCUGCGACAGAGUGGGCAGCGUGAGGGUUCCCGGUGGAGCUUGGGUGGGAUACCAGUACCCCGGCUACAGGGGCUACCAGUAUCUGUUUGAGUGCGGCGACUACAGACACUACAACGAGUUUUGCGCCUUCCAGCCUCAGAUUCAGUCCAUGCGGCGUGUGAGGGACAUGCAGUUCCACCAGCGCGGCUGCUUCAAUCUGACCGCCGCUAAACAGUGAACUCACCCCGCUGCGCUCCUGUAGCAUAGCGACUAGCCUUCUCAUGGCGCUUUUUAUCCCCGUAC